AAAAAGAGAGCGAUAACACACACUUUCUGUCUAAAAUUGUGUGUCCUCUCAUUCUCUUUCACUCUCUUGAUACUCAACCCGGUUUAAUCAUAUUUCUUAGUUUAUCUUUUCAACAUUUUCUAGCUAAAAAAUGCCUUUAGAGUCUAUUGUAUACCCACAAGAUCCACUCGGUUACCUCUCCACUUGCAAAGAUUUCAUGUUCCACGAUCUGUACUAUCAAGAAGAGGUGGUAGUAGUAGCUCAAGACACGAAGAACAACAUUAAUAAGUUAGGUCAAGAGCAGAGCUUUGUGGAAAACAAUAAAGAGGAAGAUCGUCAAAGGCUAGACUAUCAUCAGUACCCUUUACUCCCUUCGUUAGAAGAAGAACUUGGUCUUCCUGUCACUGAUAUGGAGAGUCCUCCUCCUCUGCAGCAGAGGAGGAAGAGGAGGAGAACUAGAAGCAACAAGAACGUGGAAGAGAUCGAGAACCAGAGAAUGACUCACAUCGCAGUCGAGAGAAAUCGCCGGAAACAGAUGAACGAGUACCUAGCCGUGCUCCGUUCUUUAAUGCCUUCCUCUUAUGCUCAAAGGGGAGAUCAAGCAUCGAUAGUAGGAGGAGCCAUUAAUUACGUGAAGGAGUUGGAGCACAUCUUACAAUCUAUCGAGCCUAAUAGGACCACUACCAUAACUCAUGAAGCUAACACUAGCACUAGCUCGUUAGUGGAUCCCUUCUCAGAUCUCUUCUCUUUCCCUCAAUACUCAACAAAGUCAUCAUCAAUAACGGAAGGCUCAUCUUCACCGGCGGAGAUAGAAGUGACGGUGGCGGAAGGCCACGCGAACAUCAAGAUUAUGGCGAAGAAGAAGCCAAAGCAGCUUCUUAAGCUCGUAGCUUCGAUACAGAGCCUAAGACUCACUCUUCUUCAUCUCAAUGUCACCACUCUUGACAACUCGAUUCUCUACUCCAUCAGCGUCAAGGUUGAAGAUGGGAGCCAAGUGAAUACCGUGGACAACAUUGCAACAGCUUUGAAUCAAAUCAUACGAAGGAUUCAAGAAGAGUCGUAAUGAUUUAGCUUAAAUUAUUUUAGUUUCGGAUGUUUCUUUUUCCUUAAAUGUAUUUAGAAGUUGCAUUUUUGUCUCCAUGUAAUCAGUCAGUUGUCUUUGGCCUCUACACUAUGUCAUAUCUAUUUGUAAAAACAUGGGUUGAUGUUUUUUUAAAAAGGUGUAUAAGUCCACAGGUUGGUGAUAUUGGCC
Eruca vesicaria subsp. sativa (arugula) is the source of this 1231-nucleotide messenger RNA. Lineage: Eukaryota; Viridiplantae; Streptophyta; Magnoliopsida; Brassicales; Brassicaceae. The record is from the annotation of a GenBank genome assembly.